This is a messenger RNA of Cladophialophora yegresii CBS 114405, 1302 nucleotides long. RefSeq names its product DNA glycosylase. The transcript has a single exon. Lineage: Eukaryota; Fungi; Ascomycota; Eurotiomycetes; Chaetothyriales; Herpotrichiellaceae. The coding region runs from base 1 to 1302 and encodes 433 amino acids. Gene Ontology annotation, biological process: purine nucleoside catabolic process. Gene Ontology annotation, molecular function: purine nucleosidase activity. Gene Ontology annotation, cellular component: cytosol. The record is from RefSeq and is a predicted model, not a curated record.
AUGGCACCGAAGAACCGCAUCAUCAUCGACACAGACCCCGGGGUCGACGAUGUCCUCGCCAUCCUCCUGGCCCUCAGCGCUAAGGCUGAGGACUUAGAAGUGCUCCUCAUCUCGCUGACGUUCGGCAACGUGGACGUGCGCUCCUGCCUCCGCAACGUCGUGGCGAUCUUCCACAUCCUGGAGAAAGAACUCCUCUGGCGCAAGUCGCAAGGCAAGCCCCUCGGCUUUGAGGGCAUCACGAAGUUCAAACCCCUCGUCGCCAUUGGCGCGGACGAGCCCCUGCAAGACCGCAUUGAAAGCGCCGACUAUUUCCACGGUGUCGACGGCCUGGCAGGCACGCAUACGAGCCAUCCGCACUUCUCGCCCGAGGAGAGUUGGAAGCGCCUGUUCGAGCAGCCGCCGCCGGACGACGAUCUGACGAAGAAAGCCAAGCCGGAAGUCGACCUCGAGGAGCCGAGCAAUGCAUUCGUGCCGUCCCUCGAGCCCGCCCACAAGGAGAUUCUGCGCCUGUUGCGGGAGAACGAAGCCGGGACCAUCACUCUCAUUGCAAUCGGGCCGCUCACGAACUUUGCCCUCGCCGCGGCCGAGGAUCCGGAGACCUUUUUGCGAUGCAAAGAGGUGGUCACCAUGGGAGGCACGGUCGACGGGAUCGGCAACGUCACCCCCGUGGCCGAGUUCAAUGUAUAUGCGGACCCCUACGCCGCUGCGAGGGUGUAUGCGCUGUCGUCGCCCAUUCCGGCGAGUACGAUGCCCAUCGCCACAGAAGGGGAGAGAAGCGUGGAAAUGCCGCACUAUCCGCCGCGAUUGUCAAAGCAGCUCAAACUCACGCUCAUGAGCCUCGACAUCACGGAAUACCACAUGCUGUCCCGCGGGGAGUUUACCGCCUUUGCGAAACCGUUCCUCGACCAAGGAUCCCCUCUCGCCGCCUGGAUGUCUGCCUUCAUGACACCCAUGCUCGACAAGAUGGAGCGGCUGCAUAUCGGCCACGAAGGGGAGGGGGCAGCACUUGCACUCCACGACCCUCUCUGUAUCUGGUACGUGCUGACGCAAGAUGACGUGCGGUGGAAAGCGAGUGGCAGAAGCCCCGAGGAUAUCAGGAUUGAAACGUCCGGCCAGUGGACCAGGGGUAUGACGGUGGGAGACAAGAGGGCGAGACGGAGGAGGAACUCGGACGGCGAAGUACCUCACGAUAGGGGCAACUGGUUAGGAAAUCGCAGUGGCAACAGGGUGGAUCGGAUGCUGGAGAGUCCGGGCCGCGACGAGGCGAGCAAGUAUUUGUUGAAGUCGAUUUUCGACGAGUGA